Coregonus sp. 'balchen' is the source of this 5109-nucleotide messenger RNA. The record is from the annotation of a GenBank genome assembly. Lineage: Eukaryota; Metazoa; Chordata; Actinopteri; Salmoniformes; Salmonidae.
AUGCCUGUCUGAUUGGCAGAAACCCAAACCCCCAUCUUACAAUCAAUGGGUUAACAGCAUGUUGCAGUCUCACUUUGGAGAAAAUGAAACAAUUUUAUUUUAUAAGACUUGGCAACAUUUUGUUUAUUUUGUUGAAACCAAUACCAGUGUUUGAUUGAUUAUGUACCUGCGUUUACACUUGUACUCCUGUGCAUACAGUACCAGUCAAAAGGUUGGACAUACCUACUCAUUCCAGGGUUUUUCUUUAUUUUUACGACUUUCUAUAUUGUAGAGAUAAUCCAUUCACCCACACCGCGUCUCACAAAGACAACAAAGAAACCAAAAAUCUCCAAUUUGGACUCCAGACCAAAGGACACAUUUCCACCGGUAUAAUGUCCAUUGCUCGUGUUUCUUGGCCCAAGCAGGUCUCUUCUUAUUGGUGUCCUUUAGUAGUGGUUUCUUUUCAGCAAUUCGACCAUGAAGGCCUGAUUCACACAGUCUCCUCUGAACAGUUGAUGUUGAGAUGUGUCUGUGGCUUGAACUCUGUGAAGUAUUUAUUUGGGCUGCAAUUUCUGAGGCUGGUAACUCUAAUGAACUUAUCCUCUGCAGCAGAGGUAACUCUGGGUCUUCCAUUCCUGUGGCGGUCCUCAUGAGAGCCAGUUUCAUAAUAGCGCUUGAUGGUUUUUGCGACUGCACUUGAAAUAACUUUAAAAGUUCUUGAAAUGUUCCAUUUUGACUGACCUUCAUGUCUUAAAGGAAUGAUGGCCUGUCGUUUCUCUUUGCUUAUUUGUGCUGUUCUUGCCAUAAUAUGGACUUGCACUAUUACCAAAUAGGGCUAUCUUCUGUAUACCCCAUUACCUUGUCACAACACAACUGAUUGGCUCAAACGCAUUAAGAAGGAAAUAAAUUCCACAACUGAACUUUUAACAAGGCACACCUGUUAAUUGAAAUGCAUUCCAGGUGACUAACUCAUGAAGCUGGUUGAGAGAAUGCCAAGAGUGUGCAAAGCUGUCAUCAAGGCAAAGGGUGGCUAUUUGAAGAAUCUCAAAUAUAAAAUAUAUUUUGAUUUGUUUAACACUUUUUUGGUUACUACAUGAUUCCAUAUGUGUUAUUUCAUAGUUUUGAUGACUAAAAAAUAGUAAAAAUAGAAACUCUUGAAUGAGUAGGUGUGUCCAAAUGACCGUUUAUUCACGGUAACUAGGCUUUUCCAAAACUGCUCUCUGAUGCUGCUGCUGGUCAUUAGUAGCCUACCAAACUUGCUAACUGCCUGGUACUCCGCGAUCUAUUGUCCCUCUAAUCACUCUGACGUCAAUGCAAAUGCUAUCGAAAAUCUAAUCAAACACUUCAUGAGAGCCCAUGAGCUCAUGUUGCGUAACAUUUCUAUAGGCUGUGGAAUUGCGUGAGAAAAGAGAAUUUUGAUGGCCUCUAUUAAAAAGAGGAGGAUCCAAUCAGCUUUCUAUAGGCUAGGCCUAAUAUAUUUAUUUCUCAACUUUCCUAAUAGUAAGCCCAGUGAUUCGCUUUACAACUGGAGUAGCCUACCUGGCUGGCAUGAAAAUGAGCUGCGGGAAAAGCGUCCUCCAUUUGAUAUUCAAGUGCAUAGAUGACAUGUAUUUUCCCCCUGUCACGGUUCUGACAGGGGCAUGAUAAUGGUCCAUUCUAAACCAGAACUAAUUUCACACAUAGAUUAUUUAGUAUAUAUAAAGACAAGAUUAAAUUAAGAAUAGUCUGUUGGGUCUGAUCACUUGUGAAUGAUGCCCAGAAUCAUCACAUGCCUUUUUUUGCGUCUUUUUCAAAUCAUAGUCGCACACCUCAUGUAGCCUAGCCAAUAGGCCUAUAUGUUUUGAGAAUAUUAUUACUUUUGAAUGAUGCCAAGCGUGUGCAGUCUAAGGCAAGAAACAGCCCAUUUUCUUCCCACUUUUUCCAUAUGAUAGUCGCAUGCAUCACAUAGCCUACCCCAAUAGGCCUAUAUGUUUUGAUAAGGUUUGUAUCACAACUAAAGUGGCCAAAUAACUCGUAGCUUAUCCUAGAGGCUUAGGACCCCUGGAAGACGGUUGGAGAACACAGAGCCUACAGAGCCUAGGACCCCUGGAAGACGGUUGGAGAACACAGAGCCUACAGAGCCUAGGACCCCUGGAAGACGGUUGGAGAACACAGAGCCUACAGAGCCUAGGACCCCUGGAAGACGGUUGGAGAACACAGAGCCUACAGAGCCUAGGACCCCUGGAAGACGGUUGGAGAACACAUAGCCUACAGAGCCUAGGACCCCUGGAAGACGGUUGGAGAACACAUAGCCUACAGACCCUAGGACCCCUGGAAGACGGUUGUAGAACACAUAGCCUAGGACCCCUGGAAGACGGUUGGAGAACACAGAGCCUACAGAGCCUAGGACCCCUGGAAGAUGGUUGGAGAACACAGAGCCUACAGAGCCUAGGACCCCUGGAAGACGGUUGGAGAACACACAGCCUACAGAGCCUAGGACCCCUGGAAGACGGUUGGAGAACACACAGCCUACAGAGCCUAAGACCCCUGGAAGAUGGUUGGAGAACACAGAGCCUACAGAGCCUAGGACCCUGGAAGACGGUUGGAGAACACACAGCCUACAGAGCCUAGGACCCUGGAAGACGGUUGGAGAACACACAGCCUACAGAGCCUAGGACCCCUGGAAGACGGUUUGAGAACACAGAGCCUACAGAGCCUAGGACCCCUGGAAGACGGUUGGAGAAUACACAGCCUACAGAGCCUAGGACCCCUGGAAGACGGUUGGAGAACACAGAGCCUACAGAGCCUAAGACCCCUGGAAGACGGUUGGAGAACACACAGCCUACAGAGCCUAGGACCCCUGGAAGACGGUUGGAGAACACAGAGCCUACAGACCCUAGGACCCCUGGAAGACGGUUGGAGAACACAUAGCCUACAGAGUUUAGGACCCCUGGAAGACGGUUUGACAACACAUAGCCUAGGACCCCUGGAAGACGGUUGGAGAACACAGAGCCUAGGACCCCUGGAAGACGGUUGGAGAAAACACAGCCUACAGAGCCUAGGACCCCUGGAAGACGGUUGGAGAACACACAGCCUACAGAGCCCAGGACCCCUGGAAGACGUUGGAGAACACAGAGCCUACAGAGCCUAGGACCCCUGGAAGACGGUUGGAGAACACAUAGCCUACAGAGCCUAGGACCCCUGGAAGAUGGUUGGAGAACACACAGCCUACAGAGCUUAGGACCCCUGGAAGACGGUUGGAGAACACAUAGCCUACAGAGCCUAGGACCCCUGGAAGACGGUUGGAGAACACAGAGCCUACAGAGCCUAGGACCCCUGGAAGACGGUUGGAGAACACAUAGCCUACAGAGCCUAGGACCCCUGGAAGAUGGUUGGAGAACAUAGAGCCUACAGAGCCUAGGACCCCUGGAAGACGGUUUGGAGAACACAGAGCCUACAGAGCCUAGGACCCCUGGAAGACGGUUUGAGAACACACAGCCUACAGAGCCUAGGACCCCUGGAAGACGGUUGGAGAACACAGAGCCUACAGAGCCUAGGACCCUGGAAGACGGUUGGAGAACACAGAGCCUACAGAGCCUAGGACCCCUGGAAGACGGUUAGAGAACACAGAGCCUACAGAGCCUAGGACCCCCUGGAACACAGAGCCUACAGAGCCUAGGACCCCUGAAGACGGUUUGAGAAACACACAGCCUACAGAGCCUAGGACCCCUGGAGACGGUUGGAGAACACAGAGCCUACAGAGCCUAGGACCCUGGAAGACGGUUGGAGAACACAGAGCCUACAGAGCCUAGGACCCCUGGAAGACGGUUAGAGAAUACAGAGCCUACAGAGCCUAGGACCCCUGGAAGACAGUUGGAGAACACAGAGCCUACAGAGCCUAGGACCCCUGGAAGACGGUUGGAGAACACAGAGCCUACAGAGCCUAGGACCCCUGGAAGAAGGUUGGAGAAACACAUAGCCUACAGAGCCUAGGACCCCUGGAAGACGGUUUGGAGAACACAGAGCCUACAGAGCCUAGGACCCCUGGAAGACGGUUGGAGAACACACAGCCUACAGAGCCUAGGACCCCUGGAAGACGGUUGGAGAACACAGAGCCUACAGAGCCUAGGACCCUGGAAGACGGUUGGAGAACACAGAGCCUACAGAGCCUAGGACCCCUGGAAGACGUUAGAGAAUACAGACCCUACAGAGCCUAGGACCCCUGGAAGACAGUUGGAGAACACAGAGCCUACAGAGCCUAGGACCCCCUGGAAGACGGUUUGGAGAACACAGAGCCUACAGAGCCUAGGACCCCUGGAAGAAGGUUGGAGAACACAUAGCCACAGAGCCUAGGACCCCUGGAAGACGGUUGGAAAACACAGAGCCUACAGAGCCUAGGAUCCCUGGAAUAUGGUUGGAGAACACAGAGCCUACAGAGCCUAGGACCCCUGGAAGACGGUUGGAGAACACAGAGCCUACAGAGCCUAGGACCCCUGGAAGACGGUUGGAGAACACACAGCCUACAGAGCCUAGGAUCCCUGGAAUAUGGUUGGAGAACACAGAGCCUACAGAGCCUAGGACCCCUGGAAGACGGUUGGAGAACACAAGAGCCUACAGAGCCUAGGACCCCUGGAAGACGGUUGGAGAACACACAGCCUACAGAGCCUAGGACCCCUGGAAGACGGUUUGGAGAACACAGAGCCUACAGAGCCUAGGACCCCUGGAAGAAGGUUGUAGAACACAUAGCCUACAGAGCCUAGGACCCCUGGAAGACGGUUGGAGAACACAGAGCCUACAGAGCCUAGGAUCCCUGGAAUAUGGUUGGAGAACACAGAGCCUACAGAGCCUAGGACCCCUGGAAGACGGUUGGAGAACACAGAGCCUACAGAGCCUAGGACCCCUGGAAGACGGUUGGAGAACACACAGCCUACAGAGCCUAAGACCCCUGGAAGACGGUUGGAGAACACAGAGCCUACAGAGUUUAGGACCCCUGGAAGACGGUUGGAGAACACACAGCCUACAGAGCCUAGGACCCCUGGAAGACGGUUGGAGAACACAGAGCCUACAGAGCCUAGGACCCCUGGAAGACGGUUGGAGAACACAGAGCCUACAGAGCCUAGGACCCCUGGAAGACGGUUGGAGAACACAUAG